AUGCCUUCUCUCGUCGGCAACACGUCUGCCUUGGCAGACAGGUCUAACCAGAACGGUGCCCUACCGCAAACAUUCAAGUGCAGUAUUGGUGGAGAGUGGAAGCCCAAUUCCAGCUUUUCCAACAAGCAACUUGCUAAAUGGCGCAGUGCUAAGAGAUCUCACAACGAUCGCGUCACACCCGCCUCCAUUGGCUUGAUCUGUCGUGAGCAUUCUGGUGAGCCAGCUACAGGUCUGAAGUGCAAUGGUCCCUGUGGUCUUUGGAAGGCACGUGACCAGUUCAGCGGUAAUCAGAGAAGGAACAACCUCCCCUGGUGCAUCGCCUGUACACAGUGGCAAGUCGAGCAAGACUAUGACACAGUACCCCUAGCGGCACCCAAUGAGAUCAAUGAAGCUGCGGAUGAGCACCAGGGCUUCUCAAAUGCUGUGGCAGGUAUCGAAAUCGAUGAAGAUGACGACGACGAUGACGACGAUGAUCAAGCUGUCUUCGCUUCAGCCCGUUCGGUCAGGACAGCUGGUACCACCCUGGGCGACGACGAUGAAGACGACGACGAUGACAGACAUUUUGGCACAGAUGAUGAGGACGACAACUACAAUGUUCCCCGUGGAACUUCCGUCACUGUUUCAAAUGUCACCGCAGCUCAGACUCGUCCGAAGGCACCAGCCAUGGCAACCAAUGUGAAGAAGGCAGCCACUACAGCUACUUCAGCCUCUCGUAUCGGUUCUUCCAUUCCUGCUCGAUCUCAAGCUUCAAAUGCAGGUCCGUCGAGCCUCAUGGGCAGCAGUGCUCAGUCUGGUCCGCAAUCGCCAGAAGCAUGGGUCCCACCCCAUCUACUCGAAAAAGAGAAUAUGAUGACUCUACGAGAGAACAAUAUCGUUGAGCGUCAUGUGCCAAACUAUAGCCAACAGGCUUCUACAGCAAGCUUGACGAGCUACUCGGGUCAACCCCAACCCAGGAUCGCUCCGCCUCGAAGACAUGCAUUCCCUACACAGUCUGGCGCCUCUAUCAGCACCCGCGCCUCUGAGCGCAGCUACACCACCACGACGGGAACAGAUUAUCGCAGGCGUCCCGAGAAUAUUGCACAGGGUCCCCCAGGCUCACGUCGCGGCGAGGGCACUCCGUCGAUCGUGUCCAGCGAUUCUCGGGCUGGCCCUGCCAUGACCCCAAACACUACCCAGAGGGCGCUCACUGGAAAUCGCCAGGCCACUAGUAACCAGUCAUUCCAGGCGUACGAUGAUCAGGGCAAUGCUCAUCGUCGGAUUGCCAACCCCGGGAACUCGGGUCCCAGUGCCCCAUCCGCACAGCCCGCCCGAGGUCCUGUAGACCGCGUGAGACCUCAGAGAGGAAACUUUGCCCGAGUUGAUCAACGCAGAGAUUUUGAAAUUCGCCAAAGACCGCAGACUGGAGCAGGCGCUUACCACAUCGUAGUGUAUGAUUCUGGCAGUGAUGAUUCGUUUUAG
Messenger RNA from Pestalotiopsis fici W106-1, 1458 nucleotides. RefSeq lists its product as uncharacterized. The transcript is spliced from 6 exons. The record is from RefSeq and is a predicted model, not a curated record. Bases 1 to 1458 code for a protein of 485 amino acids. Lineage: Eukaryota; Fungi; Ascomycota; Sordariomycetes; Amphisphaeriales; Sporocadaceae.